Penicillium egyptiacum is the source of this 777-nucleotide messenger RNA. NCBI's taxonomy places the organism in Eukaryota, Fungi, Ascomycota, Eurotiomycetes, Eurotiales, Aspergillaceae. The record is from the annotation of a GenBank genome assembly.
AUGAUCAGUUCGUUGACUGCAUAUGCUUUCCAGGACGCUUCUCCUCAUUACGAUAGUUAUGUCCAGAGCUUGGCACCAAUUUGGAUUGACCAGCUUGGACCUGUGUCUGCGCAAUGGUUUGAAUACCCAUCAUGUGGUCACUCAGCUGUAGGGGUGAAGGGCAUAUACGGAUGCACAGCGGUAAUCAUAGCAUCCGAAAAGGGUGUGUACAUUUCUCACAUCUGGGAAAACCCUGUGUUCGUUGAUCAUGAUUUCAAUCCAACCGAUGAAAAGUCAUUCACAAUAAAUGCGUUCAAUUCCCUCCGAGAUGGAACAGAAUAUGCACAAAGUAUAACAGGUCUGAUUGGGACUGACCAAAAUCCCGGUGUCUUGAAUGCAAUCUACGCACCCAAAGUCUUCGUCCUCACACCCUUCGCUACUGAAUGGGAUAGACAAAACUUUGGCAUUUCCACCACACUCAGAUAUCAAAUGCGUGUCCAAGAGCUCGCGCAACAGAUAGUAAGCAUUGUUCCCGGCUCUGGUGGCAAUGGCAUCAUCCUGGGUUAUACACGUACGAGUCGGCAGGCAUCGAGUCAGGUGCCAGGCAUUGCAGGAAGAGCCAUUUUGGAGAUUGACCCUUCUUACGCAAGGCUCACUACGCCGUAUGACUCGAAAUCUACGGGCCUCCAAAUUGGUCGUUGGCGCUUGUGGGUAGAGGACCAGCUGAUUACUUACCAAGACUUCUGGCUUCCCCAUAUCACAGCCCCUGGGGGCACUUCCCGACGAGACAUUGGCUAA